Molecule: messenger RNA, 1629 nt
Organism: Cyphellophora attinorum
Lineage: Eukaryota; Fungi; Ascomycota; Eurotiomycetes; Chaetothyriales; Cyphellophoraceae
Exons: 2
Coding region: 1-1629 (542 amino acids)
Biological process (GO): protein targeting to vacuole; proteasome-mediated ubiquitin-dependent protein catabolic process; negative regulation of gluconeogenesis
Cellular component (GO): extrinsic component of membrane; GID complex
Source: RefSeq, a predicted model, not a curated record
AUGCCUCAGGACGUGCUGGAGGAGGUGCGGCAGCGGGAAUUGGACCAUGCUCUUCGCAACUAUCGAUCCGCACGGAACGCGUUUCGCUCUGACAGGUCGGUGAAUGACAUGGGUACUGUACCAACUGCCGCUGCGCUGCGCCAGUACUGGACGGAAGACGAUCACACUCCCGAGAACGAGCGUACAAGGUUGAUUCACACGUGGGCCGAGAGGCAUCGACGCGAAAGGCAGCAACGCUUGCAGGGCCGCCAUAUGGACGCUAGCAGUGAUGCAGUAUCAAGCGACCCUGCUGCCAAGCCGUCGAGCUUGUCAGAUGCGACUGCACUAAAGGAUCGCAUACGGAACACAAUCCGAUACUUGUCGAAGCUGAGGGACGCAAGACCUGAAGACGGCUUAAAUCUCGCUCGCGAAAUGGACCUGGAUGUGCUGUAUGAAUGCGAACUGGCACACACGCCCAAUGAUCUGCCAAUGCUCGCAGAGAGUCUACCAAAAUCCGAGCCAACUUCCUGGCUGACAGCUGGAUCAACAUGGCACGGUCUACAGUGCACAGCUCGAGAAUUCAGACCGUCCUAUCCAACAGUUUCUUCGAGCCUGCGGAUGGCCAGGCACCGAGAGCACUUUGGACGAUCCAUUACCAGAAGGGGCCUGGUCGACGCUCAAAAUGCUGCCACGACACUGAUGAGUGACACAGACUCAGGAUCUAUGGAUCCCGAUCGAUACUCUUCGUCUCUAAUGCGUGACUUGGACGGCAGGUGGGGUUUUGCGACCAGCCAAGAUCCUGAAAUUUUGGCGCCAACGAGCUUGGCCCGACCACAUCGUCAAUCUGCAGAGAAUAGAAAGGGAGAAAUUGAGCACUGGCCUGUCACUGUCACCUUACACAGCGUCGACAGGCAACGCAUGCUCGUAGAAGGAACCAUGCGCGCCAGCCAGAUACCAUACCGCUCAUCUACGGGCGGCAAGAGCAUGGAGAGUUACUUUGAGGGCGAGAUUAUCGACUUUCGCCAACAUUCACUGGAGACGGAUCCUCAACGUGGAUACAAAGUAGGCGGUCUUGACACUGAUGCUCGAUACUGGUCUCGAUUGGGUCCUUUCAAGGAAGCGAUAGAAAAGCAAGCCCAAGGCAGUCGAUGGGACAGCUCGGUCUGGGAAGACAAGUUGAAGACUGGAGAUGCUAAGUACUGGGACAUUCUGAAGGCGGAAGAGCAAGCUAGCCGUGAGUUGGAGGCGGAUCGGGUUAUGAUGCGCUGUUUGGGGAACCAGAAAUGGCUGCAAGAGAAACUCGGUACGGAGUGGGUGCUCAUGCGAUGGAAAGAACGGUGCUUUGUCGAGCCCAUAUUGAAACAGGCAUACAAACAAGUCACCACUGAGACAAGCUCUGGGCUUGAGUCAGACUCGAUGCACCCUACUUGGGGGCUGACGAUCUCUGGCUUCUACUACAUUGCCCUGCAUCGACAGUCCGGGUCGAUAGAGGGGCUCUACUGCGACCCCGGAUCUCAGCCUUACCAGAGCUUGAAGAUGGCGCCAGAAGAUAUGCACCUUCCGGCUGCGAAAGACGGGGAGAAGUCCUCGCCCAGACAUGGACAACCUGCGGCUAUAAAAAGAUGGUUCCCUGCAGUCGAUUUCCGGUAG